AACAACACUCAAUAUUUUAAGUAAGAACCAAUACCGAUGUGUCUUACUAAUAUUUUUGCUAUGAUAAGAAACUGUCCUCAAGUAAUAAAUCGCUUUUACAGACAAGGCGCAAAAAGCCAACCUACUUGAAUAUCUAAUAUCUCGAUAAAGGAACAUUCUUUUCAGCUGAAAUUUUCAGGAUAUUCUAAAGAUGAUUAGAUCUAUCUAUGGGCAAAAAUUCAGUAGAGAGGGCAUAACUCGACUCCGAAGGCCCAUGGGGAAGAACCCUUUUAAGCUUUUGCUAGUCUCACUGAGCUCUACAAAACGGCAUAUGUCCGAUUCAAAACGGAGCGUAACACCUGGGGACCUUCCCUCGUUAGUAAGUACUCUAGAGUAAUUACAUUUGAAAACUAAAAACUCACUAAAAAUUCGAUAUCUUAGUAAUUCUAAGGUAUUUACUUAUUUCCUAUGCCCUAUCUAUUGAAUAUAGUUCCAACUUAAAAGCGAUUUAUUACUUGAGGACAGUUUCUUAUCAUAGCAAAAAUAUUAGUAAGACACAUCGGUAUUGGUUCUUACUUAAAAUAUUGAGUGUUGUUCCGUGAAUAAUAAGAACUAAUCUAGUAACAACUAAGUGCUUUGUUAUAUUAUAAGAAGGAUGUGGCUUUCGGUUCUCACUACAUCCAUCGUUGAAUAUCUCCACAAAAACAAAUUGUAUUGUAUAUUUAGCAUUUCUGAGUGUAAGACAUCACUACAGUUGUUGCAGGUGCAUUUUCGAGAGGUUUCGUAAUUUUAGAAUUCGAACAUGUCUUUUUUAUUGUUAAGAUCAAUUCUAAUAUAUAUCAUUUUUUGUUAUCCUAAGGGUCUCAAUGAUGUAUUAUGUGAAGCUUGUGAAAAACUUGGUUGGAAAAUACCAACAAAAAUUCAAUGUGAAGCGCUACCGGUUGCAUUCCAAAAUCGAGAUAUAAUUGGUUUAGCUGAAACUGGUUCAGGAAAAACAGGUGCAUUUGCAUUACCAAUACUUCAAGCAUUAUUAGCAUCACCACAACGUCUUUUUGCACUUGUUUUAACACCAACACGUGAAUUAGCUUAUCAAAUAAGUGAACAAUUUGAAGCAUUAGGUUCAAGUAUUGGUGUUAAAUGUGCGGUUAUUGUUGGUGGUAUGGAUAUGAUGUCACAAUCGAUAGUAUUAGCUAAAAAACCACAUAUUGUUAUAGCAACACCUGGUCGACUUGUUGAUCAUUUAGAAAAUACCAAAGGUUUUUCACUUCGUUCAAUACGUUAUUUAGUUAUGGAUGAAGCUGAUCGAAUAUUAAAUAUGGAUUUUGAAGUUGAUUUAGAUAAAAUUCUUAAAAUUCUUUCAUCAUCAUCAACACGUUCAACAUAUUUAUAUUCUGCAACAAUGACAAAAAAAGUUGCUAAAUUACAACGUGCUUCAUUACGUGAUCCAGUUAAAGUUGAAGUAUCAGAUAAAUAUUCAACUGUUGAAAAAUUACAACAAUCAUAUUUAUUUAUACCAGCGAAAUAUAAAGAUGUUUAUCUUGUUUCAAUAUUAAAUGACAUGAGUGGAAAAUCGGUUAUUGUUUUUUCUUCAACUUGUACAACAACAUUAAGAUUAGCAUUAUUAACUAGAAAUUUAGGUUUUACAACUGUACCAUUACAUGGACAAAUGAGUCAAACAAAACGUCUUGGUGCAUUAAACAAAUUUAAAGGCAAAGCUCGAUCAAUUCUUAUAGCAACUGAUGUUGCAAGCAGAGGAUUGGAUAUUCCACAUGUUGAUGUUGUUAUUAAUUAUGAUAUUCCAACACAUUCAAAAGAUUAUAUACAUCGUGUUGGUCGAACAGCUCGUGCUGGUCGUAGUGGUAAAUCGAUAACAUUUGUAACACAAUAUGAUAUUGAAUUAUAUCAACGUAUUGAAUAUCUUAUUGGUAAACAAUUAACACAAUAUGUUGCACAUGAAGAUGAAGUUAUGCUUUUAUUAGAACGUGUUAAUGAAGCUGAUCGACAAGCUCGUAUACAAAUAAAAGAAAUUGAUGAUGGAAAAAAAGAUAAUCGACAAAAACGUAAAAGAAAAGAUAAACAAAAUGAUGAUUUAGAUGAAAUGAAAUCAUCAAAUAAAAAACGAAAACAUGAAUAUAAUGAUUCAGAAAAUGGUUUUGGUGUUAAAAAACAUUUGAAGAAGAAAAGAAUAAAUAAAUAA
This is a messenger RNA of Rotaria sp. Silwood2, 2176 nucleotides long. The record is from the annotation of a GenBank genome assembly. NCBI's taxonomy places the organism in Eukaryota, Metazoa, Rotifera, Eurotatoria, Philodinida, Philodinidae.